GCCAAGAAAAAGGGGGACGGUUUUGAAAAGUCUGCUGCGAUUAGAAAGCAAGCCGAGUGCAGGGAGGGGAGGAGGGAAGCCGAGAGGAACUCAAGGCAGCAAUGGAUUGCAGAGCGGCUCAGCCUGACCCUGGGAUGGCCUGGAUUCACACGCUGCUGCUGCCGCUGCUGCUGCUGCUGGCCACCGUCCAGCGCACGCUCUAAGGCUGCGAACGCCUGCGAGCUUCCAUGUGGCCGUCUAGCCAUGCUCCCUGGUUAUGGAUUCUCCCCUUUUCCUGAUUUCCACCCCCACCUCCACACGUUUCGCUGCCGAGGAGAGAGCCCCAGCAUGUGGAUCCCCAGCGCCGGAGAGUCCCACGGUCCGAGCGAGGCCACGGAGGGCGGGCCUCUCCUCCACGCCAUCCAUCACAAGCACGUGGCUGUGUGCCAGCAGGAAACGCUGGCAUUCAUUGAGCUACAACAACCAGCACCUUCGAAAUAUAAUGGUCUCGGCUCUCGGCGGAGCAGCGUUUCAGAUUCAAACUCUCCACCACUAAAUGCUUUAAGACAAACUUUGAAUGAACUGAAUGAGAUGCAAAAAGUCAGCCACAGGACAGAGCCUGACCAUAGCAUGAAUGUAAACUCUCCGUCACAUACUGUGGACGAUGCUGAGGUUGUUAGGCAGAACGGCACUAGGACUUCUUCGCAGGACCAAACCGAGAAGCCUCGGACCGUAACGACGGUGUGCCGUCCUCUCCAUGCAGCUCUCAGCCUCCCUCUGUCCUUCCCGCUGUCCUCUCUGUACACAAAAAGAGAUUCCUGGGAAUCUCAGCUACCUUACUCCUCAUCCUCACCAGAAUGUCAAGAAUUUCCCGGCCUAGACAGCUGCCAGCCUCAGAGGAGAACCUCACAGGGAUCUCUGAAAGAGAAAUCUAUCCGGCGAAAGGUGCAAGUUUAUUCUCCAGACUCCCCGAGCGAUGAAUCCCUCAGCAGCCCAAUCCUGGAGGCGGACUAUAUCUUCCCUGGACCUUUUGCCUCUUUUCUGGAGGAAGAUCUCAGGGGAUUGUCUUCCCUGGAAGCAGCUUCGACUCCUCCGUCCACAGAUGGCGCGCCGGAGUUCCCACACAUCAGCCAAGAAGAUAUUUUCUGCGUACAAUCAGAACCAUUGCAGAUAAUAGAGGACUCAGAACCAGGAGCAGAGGAGGAGAGUGGCGUUGUCGAGACAUCACUUCACCCCGGAGUGGGUUUUUUGCCACGCAGCCGUCAAACUGACCAAGAACGCCGGCGUUUCUCAGCUUCAGAGCUGAUAUCCAGGCUGCAGCUCUCCCAAAGGAAGAACUCGUUCACCUUGAAGCUGGGGAAGUCGCUGUCUGCUCGGGUGGCCUCCAGAGACAGGCAGAGCUCCAACAGCCUCAUCACCAACGCUGACUAUAAGUCUAACUCCAGACAUUGCAGCUCAAGAGGCUCCAGUGACAGCGGUACCUACAGUCCUGUUGGAACUGGACCUCUGCUGCCCAGUGGGGAUAAUGGCAUGCCUUCGCAUCGGUGGAGUUCCAAACUUGGAAUGCGAAAGAAAUCAAUAGAAGAAGAUAUGAACACAUCUUCACCGAUUCCCACCUCAAAUCGCCUGUCACGAUUUUUGCCAAGCUCAAUCCUCUACCAAGAGUACAGCGAUGUUGCCAUCAACCGAGAGAUCCAGAGGCAGCAAGGGAAGGAUCCGGGAGCAGAGGAGGAGGGACUCAGAGACGAGGGUUCGGACGGAACCCCAUCUCCAUCGAAUCUCUCUCCAUCCAGCUCAUUUCGCUCUUCCCGAGGCUCUGCGUUUGCACUGUGGCAGGAUAUACCAGAUGUACGGACCAGCGGUCAGUUAGACACCUUCACCAAUGAGGAGAGAAAACUACAGGAGGCAAAGUUUGAGCUGGUAACAUCUGAGGCGUCGUACAUUCGUAGCCUGACAAUCGCCGUGGACCACUUCAUGCUUUCUCAGGAACUUGCUGAGUGUCUUGGGGCUAAGGAGAAGCAGUGGCUCUUUUCCAAGCUCCCCGAAGUCAAAGAUGUCAGUGAGAGGUUCUUGCAGGACCUGGAGCGCAGGCUGGAAGAAGACAUUCUGCGUUUUGAUGUGUGUGACAUAGUCCUGGAUCACUGCCCGGCUCUGCGAAGGGUCUAUUUGCCUUAUGUAACCAACCAGGCGUAUCAGGAGCAGACAUACCAGCGGCUGCUGCAGGAAAACCCUCGUUUCCCUGGCAUCCUGGCACGCUUGGAGGAGGACCCCAUCUGCCAAAGGCUUCCUCUGACCUCUUUUCUAAUCCUCCCAUUUCAGAGGAUCACAAGGCUCAAAAUGCUGGUGGAGAAUAUCUUAAAGAGAACAACCCCAGGCUCCCGAGAUGAGGACACAGCCACAAAGGCUUUCAAUGAGCUAAAAAAGAUCAUCAGAGAGUGUAAUUCCAGCGUGCAGUCAAUGAAGAGGAUGGAGGAACUUAUUCACCUCAACAAGAAAAUCCACUUUGAGGGCAAAAUCUUUCCUCUCAUCUCUCAGUCCCGAUGGCUGGUAAAACAUGGUGAACUCCUGGAAGUGGACACCCAGAUGAUGAGCAUUUCAGGAUCAAAACUCAAGCUGCCCACCAAGCCUGUUUACCUCCACUUGUUUAACGACUGCCUGCUGCUGUCCAGGAGGAAGGAUACGUGGAAGUUCAUGGUCUUUGUGCACGCUAAGAUUGGAGAGCUCAAAGUGAAAGACCUCAGUCAGAAACUGCAAGGCAUCUCAGGCUUCAUCUUCCAUCUGCAGCUGUGCGAAGGCCAGCAGCUCAAGCAUCAGAUCCUGCUCAAAUCACACACUGAGAGUGGUAAGCAGAGGUGGAUCACAGCAAUGUUUCCAUCUGAUCCAUUUGAAGACAUCGAGCAGGCCAAUGAAAAUUAUGACAUAUCCCAGGUUCAGUGCAUCAAAAGCUAUCAGGCCCAAGAGCAUGACGAGUUAACGCUGGAAAAAGCUGACAUUCUUCACGCUAAAACCAUUACAAGUGAUGGCUGGGUGGAGGGCAUCCGGCUGUCAGAUGGAGAGCGGGGCUGGUUCCCCAAAACCUACGUAGAGGAAAUCACAAGUCGGAGCGCGCGAAUCCGCAACCUUCGAGAGAAUAUCCGCAUCAAAUGUGUCACACAGAAACUGAAUGGGGAGGACUGAGACCAUUUACUGUCAAGCUUCAGCAUUUAUGAACUUGUAGUUGAUGGGUUUUAUUUUAGAUGAACCCGUUGCCUUUGCAUGUGUAGCAGGGGCUAAAUAAGACUUGUUGUUUUUUCUUUAACAUGCUGGAAGAAUUUUAAUUUCCCAUCUUUAGAUUAGAGCUUUUACCCUAAAGGAGCAUGUAGGAAAGUUAACAUUUACAUUGUAAAGCUUCUGCAUGUUCAUAUAAUUUAAAUUCAUUCAUUUCAGGUCUACUUCACAAUUUGGGGAUAUGCUAAAGAAACACUGAAACAAUACAAUUUCUCAUGCAGAAUUUCAGUCCAGAUUGUCCCAUAAAGUCAAAUGAGCCUGGGAAGGCACACAGGAUCCAUGCAUGUUAUCAGAUAUUUGCUGCUGAAGUGCAUGAAGACACAGGCUUUAGACAUAAUCUUUUUCACUUCGCAAGGCCUGAAAACUCUACUGUGUUUUCUAUUUACUACCAAUCUUAAGCAGAAACUGACGAUAAAAUAUAUUUAUUUGAUCAAAUCAACACCAGCAGGUCUGUGCAAAAUGAGUAAGCCUUCAGGCUUUUGAUACCAAGGAGCCAGAUUUGAUUAAAAUCUUUGAAAGAUUAGUCAUUCUGCAGGUUAUGAAGUUCGGUCGAAUCCUACAAAGGGAAGGCUCUCCCCAUAUGUUCUGCGUGUGCAAUGUUUCCUUGUUGCAAAAGGAAACUCGACAAGUUGAAGUCUUAAAAGAAAUGGCAGAGCUAGAGAUGCACUGAGAAACCAACCGGUAACCGGAGCCCAACAAUUUUCACUAGACUAGCACUAGAUAGCGAAUUACCCGCUUGGAAACUAAAGAUGAUCAAUGAAUGCACCUCGCCCAGCGUUACAGGUUGGAAUGACAAUAUCGCUUUCAAGUGUGGAAGUUGUUACUGAGGGAAGAUGACUGAGUUAGCUAUUUUCUGUGUUUGAAAGGAGGAAGCACAGAGAUGUAAGGUGCUUCUAGGCUGCUAGUUCAGGCUGCUACAAAAGGGAGCCAUGGUGUGUUCUUUUGUAUUCAGAAGUAGCAUUUCAGAUUUCCCAGUUGUGAACACAAUGAAAACAUCCCCUUAAGUUGGUAUUCUGAAUGGGAAAGUCGGAGCUCGCCCAGCAGGCAGCAGCCCUGACUUCUGUGUCAAAUAUGGCCGCCUCAUAUCUCGAAUGUAUUGACCAGUCACAAGUAGAAAGAAUUUAUUACCACUUCCACUAGUUUAUCUCAUUAAACCAAUGGCACACAUAUUGCUAUCUUCAGUGUUUCAACACAUAAAGUUGCAAAAUUGUUAUUUGCUACUAAUGCGCAUAGUUACACAAUUUACUCUAUUUCUUAAUUAGUACAUUUGACGGACAACUUGAACACACUUAUCAUACAAAGACGAGUGAAACACAGUGUUGGUCAUCA
Messenger RNA from Fundulus heteroclitus (mummichog), 4575 nucleotides. RefSeq names its product Rho guanine nucleotide exchange factor (GEF) 19 (gene arhgef19). Gene Ontology annotation, biological process: regulation of actin cytoskeleton organization; activation of GTPase activity. The record is from RefSeq and is a predicted model, not a curated record. NCBI's taxonomy places the organism in Eukaryota, Metazoa, Chordata, Actinopteri, Cyprinodontiformes, Fundulidae. Bases 244 to 3156 code for a protein of 970 amino acids. Gene Ontology annotation, molecular function: guanyl-nucleotide exchange factor activity; protein binding. The transcript has 16 exons.